UGAACUUUCUCUGACGUUAUAUUGACGCUUGUUCAGGCUUUUUCACUUCCAAUGUUCUUUACCAACUUGUCUUGUCUCUCUCCGACAACCAAAACCCGGAAAAUUAAUUGAACACAGCCAAAAAAAUUAGAAAACUUGGUCCAUGGCCGCUUCACCCAAGGAGAGAAACCCAUCGGAUUUAUCGCCGGACCGACCGGCUACAGCUAUUUUGGUACAACCAUCUUCUCCAAGGUUCCCAGUUUCCUCCGCCGGGACCCAACGUAAGAUCGGUAUAGCCGUUGAUCUGAGCUACGAGAGUGCCUUUGCCGUUCAAUGGGCUGUUCACAACUACCUUCGUUCGGGGGACAUUGUUAUCCUCCUUCACGUGAGUCCGACGAGCGUUCUCUACGGUGCUGACUGGGGAGCCAUAGACGUGUCACUUCCUGAUGAUGAUGAAACCCAGGAAACUCAGCAGAAACGGGAGGAAGAGUUUGAUUUGUUCACUAAUAAGAAAAUAAACGAUCUUGCUUUACUAUUGGCGGAAUCUCAUAUAUCCUUUAAGGUUCACAUAGUGAAAGAUCAUGAUAUGAAGGAAAGGCUUUGCUUGGAGGUGGAAAGGUUGGGUUUGAGUGCUGUGGUUAUGGGGAGUAGAGGGUUUGGAGCUGCAAAGAGGAGUGCUAAAGGAAGGCUGGGAAGUGUAAGUGAUUACUGUGUUCGUCACUGUGUUUGUCCUGUGAUUGUUGUCAGAUUUCCUGAUGGAGAGAAAGAGAAAGAUAGCGAUGGAAAAUUUGAAGGGAAAUGGGUUAGAUAAAGAUGGAGAAGUCUUAUGUCCUUUAGUAGAGGAAGAGGAAAAGGGGUUUCAUAAUGCCGAAGAUAAACAGUCAGAUUCGCAUAAGGCUUUAUGAGCAGCAAGGAGGGUGCUUAGGGAGGCAGUUUAGAAGUUGGAAUGGUCUUUAAUGGAGUUUCUGAACGGUCUUGUGUGAAAAUGGUUGGUGGUUUAUAUGCCUUUGCACCCGUUCUUCUAAUCGCCUAAAUCCGAUGUGAUGGGCGGUUUAUUUAUACGGUACAAAUAAUAGUGAAAGAGAUGGUGGGAUUGAUUUAAAGCUAGCUUACGAUUGAAAAUACCAAGAUAUUGCUUAAGAUUGUGUUCAUGGCAAAUAUAUAUUUAUUUAAUUCAGAAACCUUAAUUAAAUUCUCAGUAAGAGACUAAAUGGGGAAAUGAUGAACUACUGCUUUUGCAUGCCCAUGUCGCUCAGUGAUUCGCAGCUAAAGUUUUGAUGAAAGAAAGCCUAAACAGUGUAUGCAUCAUUAACUUUGUCACUAGCUUGAAGGGAUAACGUAAAAAAAGCUUGAAUUCGAUGCAUUUAAUCAUGAAAAAACCAGUCAUUUUCUUUCGUUAAUUUCCUAUGUUUUUCUGUAGGAUGACAAACAUAGUAAGCCUGUCAACUCGUGUGGACCAAAUGACACCAAUGACCUCGCUCUGAACUCAAGCCAUUCAAUUUUUAUCGGCGCGAGCUCUCAAAGAAGAAAACAUUCAAGGGGAAUGUACCGUAGGGAAUGCAUGUGCUUGAUAAAUUUCUUUUGAAAAGAAAAAAGGACUCAAAAGGGAACUACAAAACUUGUGGCGCAUGCAAAAGAAAUCAUUAGAUACCUUCAUCACGCCUUCAGGUUUCAACGGUUGUCUUUGUGAAUCUCAUGGUGAAAGAAGUGGAAUUUUGGAUUUUAUUGGUCAAACAAUUAAAACCAGGUUCAUUGUCUGGGUGCAAUUGGUAUCAACACUUGCACCAGAAAAGGAUCCCACUCGUUUCCUGGACUCAAGCAUUGUCAAGGGUGGGGUACAAGUCUAGGGGUGUUGAUCGAUGAAUUUUGAAUUGAAUUAUU
Durio zibethinus is the source of this 1860-nucleotide messenger RNA. NCBI's taxonomy places the organism in Eukaryota, Viridiplantae, Streptophyta, Magnoliopsida, Malvales, Malvaceae. The record is from RefSeq and is a predicted model, not a curated record.